Messenger RNA from Photinus pyralis (common eastern firefly), 4458 nucleotides. RefSeq names its product alpha-mannosidase 2 (gene alpha-Man-IIb). Gene Ontology annotation, cellular component: Golgi membrane. Lineage: Eukaryota; Metazoa; Arthropoda; Insecta; Coleoptera; Lampyridae. The record is from RefSeq and is a predicted model, not a curated record. Bases 474 to 3968 code for a protein of 1164 amino acids. Gene Ontology annotation, biological process: protein deglycosylation; mannose metabolic process; N-glycan processing. The transcript is spliced from 5 exons. Gene Ontology annotation, molecular function: carbohydrate binding; alpha-mannosidase activity.
GUAAUCGGUCGCCACUCGCCAGUCGCCACUCGCCACUAGCCAGCUAGUUUAUUUCGAGAUGGCGUUUGUUUAGCACGUCUUGUAAAUAUAUUCGGUUUAAGUCGUGUUGGGCGGUUAUUUAAACACUUGUGUUGUUUAUUUACGUGUAUUGUUCUGUUUUGUUGUAUUAAAAAUACCCUGGGAUUGACGAACGGAUUUUCAUAUUUGACCUCUGGAGUACUCCGGAAAACUCACCCUCGAGCAGCAGAGUUAUGUAUAAGAGAAAAAGCACAUUAAGGGAAAAGCAGUGCGCGCAAUCGUCUACGAAGAGCGGGACGCGGUUUAAUGUUCUUGAGCCUUAAUUGGGUUUUACCUCGUAAACCUUUUAUAUGUAAUAAAAACUUUCGUAGCUAGGCUCGAUUUAACUUUGUUUUCAGGGAAGAAUGUCUUUUAGUUGAGAAUUAUACAAAGAUUUUAAAUUCACAUAGUAAAUAAUGGUCGCUAAAUUUUUUGUGAGACUGUCCCCGAAGACAUUUGCCAUUUGCGCGUUCGUGGUAACGAUACUUCUUUGCGUAUAUUACGCCAGUUAUAUAACGGAUGUUAGGCGGAGUGAACAGAACGAGGUAGCAGAGGGAAGUCGGGCUGGGAGAAGAGCGGAAUUGGUUGAACUACCGCCGGAUAUUCAACCGGUAAAAUCAAAACAAAGCCUUAAAGCUGAAGAUGUGUGUCCUGUUGUUGUUGGAUCCGAAGCGGAUAUUAAUACGGUUGACAUAUUUAAGGAUUUCGAUUUUCAGCCGACAUGGAUGAAAACAAAAGAAUACUGGGACAAAUUUUUCGAGGACCGUUUCGACCGCCAAUCAAUGGAUUCGGAAAGGCCGCCGCUAAAAGUCAUAAUCAUCCCUCAUUCGCAUAACGAUCCAGGAUGGCUGAAAACGUUCGAAGGCUAUUUCAAUUCGCAAUCUCGCGCGAUUAUGAAUAACAUGGUGACCAAACUGCAAGAACAUACCAACAUGACCUUCAUCUGGUCAGAAAUAUCGUUUUUGAAUAUGUGGUGGGAAGGAGCUCAUCCCAGUAAGCAGAAGGCGUUGAAGUCUUUAGUCAAAUCGGGAAGAUUGGAGAUAACGACUGGCGGCUGGGUUAUGACUGACGAAGCGAAUUCUCACGUUUACGCAAUGGUCGAUCAAUUAAUUGAAGGUCACCAGUGGUGUUUGAGAAACUUGGACAUAAAGCCACAAUCAGGUUGGUCAAUUGAUCCAUUUGGCCAUGGAAACGCACAGCCUUACUUUUUGUCUCAAUCUGGCAUUAAGGCAACCGUUAUCCAAAGGAUACACUACGCUUGGAAGCAAUGGUUCGCUCUAAAACAAUUCGGCGACUUUAAAUGGGUUCCCAAUUGGUCAUCGAACACAAAUAUAUUAACACACAAUCAACCGUUUGAUAUUUAUUCAAUUAAACACAGCUGUGGGCCUCAUCCAUACAUCUGCUUAAAUUUUGAUUUUCGUAAAGUUGGAGGAGAAUUUACAGAGUACUCACUUAAAUCGCAACCUAUAACUGAUAGAAACGUAAAAGAGAAAAGCGAACUUUUAUUGGAACAAUAUUCGCGAACAGGAUCCCUGUUUCCUCAUAAUGUUGUACUUAUGCCGUUAGGGGAUGAUUUUCGAUAUAAUUUUCCCGAAGAAUGGGAUCAACAAUAUGUAAAUUACAUGAAAAUUUUGAAUUACAUAAACUCGCACAAAGAUAUUUACAAAGCUGAAAUAGUGUUCGGUACUCCCAAAGAUUACUUUGUUGAAAUACAAAAGCGUUAUGAUCAGUAUCCAACUUUAAAGGGAGAUUUCUUCGUUUACUCGGAUAUAUUUUCUGAAGGCCGUCCUGCAUAUUGGUCCGGAUAUUUUACAACCAGACCGUAUAUGAAACUUUUGGAUCGCGAAUUGGAAACUAAUUUGCGUGGUGCCGAAAUCCUAUACACUGUCGCGUUGAACAAUGCGAAAAAGAACAAUUUACUACCAUACAUCAAGGUUUUGGAGAGAGAUUUUGAAAAAAUUGUGCAGGCGCGACGCAAUCUAGGGUUAUUCCAACAUCACGACGCUAUCACGGGUACCAGCAAGUCGUUUGUUAUGAGAGAUUACGGGCUGAAGAUGUUUAGUAGUUUGAGAGAUACUGUUAAUGUGCAGCAAUUUGCCAUUCAAACAUUGAUCACAAAUGCAUUGGAAAAAGGACCGGAGGAGAAUAUAGUACUUAGUGACACUGAACAGGAUACUUACGAAAAAAUGUCCAAAAAAACUAGAAUCCAGAUUGAACCGGGGAAAGCAAAAAAAAUUGUUUUAUACAACUCCCUGGCCCAACCACGUGACAACUUGGUACAAGUGAGAGUGUCGACUACACAAGUUAAAGUGCUUGACAAUGAAGGAAAACCGGUCAUUUUCCAAGUGAAUCCAGUGUGGGACUGUUCGGAAGCCAAUACAAAGAUAUCAAUUUCCAAAACUGAAUUCGAGCUAGUUUUCGUUGCAAAAUUACCGGAACUAAGUCUUAUCACUUACACCAUACAACAUAAUGCCAAGAAAGUCGAUGCUUUUGUUAACGUCUAUUGCAGUAAAUGUUACGAUUCCGUCGGUCAACAAUUCAAAUUUGAAGAUGAAACAAGGACCACCGUAAGUUCAGUAUUCAAAAUCAGAAGAAUGCAACCGGGUGAUAUACAGCUGGAAAACAGCAAACACAAAAUUUUGUUCAGCGGUACCACAGGAUUUAUGAAGUCUAUUACGCAGAAAAUUACACACAAAGUGACUCAAUGUGCGAUUCAAUUUGCAGCAUAUAAGAGUGCCCAAUUCCAUUCUGGAGCAUAUUUAUUCAUGCCAGAUCCGAACGAACGCGACAUCGAAAAGGAUGUAUUCUAUCAUUACAAAGAUCAAAUGACUGUACUUAUUACAUCGGGUGCUGUUGCGAGCGAACUCACUGUUUUCUACGGACCUUUCUUGGUUCACACCGUGCAGAUUUUACACAUUGAUGACAGCUACCUGAAUGAUGGCAUCUUCAUUGAAAAUACUGUCGACUUCGAAUCUCCACCAAAGAAUAGAGAAACCGAGCUAUUUAUGAGAUUAAUAACGGAUGUACAAAAUGGAGAUCCACCGGAGUUCUACACGGAUUCCAGUGGUCUACAAAUGCAGAAGCGUGUCAAGGUGGAGCGAAUCGGAAUAGAAGGCAAUUACUUCCCGAUUACUACAAUGGCUUACAUUCAGGAUAAUGCAAAGAGAAUCAGUUUAUUGACUGAUCACGCUCAAGGUGCUGCCAGUUGGCAACCCGGAUUUUUAGAAAUCAUGUUAGAACGUAGAACUUUAUACGAUGAUGCACGUGGUAUGGGAGAAGGCUUGGUGGAUAAUCGUAAAACUGUAAAUAAGUUUUGGUUACUCUUGGAGGACAUCGAACAGGCUAACAUAAAGAAGGAGUCGUUCAAAAGGUUCGAGAAUGAAAAUAACAGUGGAGAUGAUUUGUUUGAGAAGGGAGAAGUUAUACGAUCUUUCAAUAUUCCGACUGAUUCGCAAAAUGAUUUACAAAAGAAAUCAGAUUUUUCCCGUCCAUCUUUGUACGCAAAUCAACUUUCGAAUGCCUUAAAUUAUCCGGUUAAUGUAUUUAUUGUGGAAGCAGAUGGUGAUAAUUUACAAGUGAAAAAUACGAUGAAGUUGCUUAAUAAACAAUUACCCUGUGACAUGCACAUUUUAACCUUACGCACACAGCCAGACAUAAGCUAUGCACAGUUUCCCUCAAAUAAUGCGCUGAUAGUAUUUCAUCGGCAGGGAUACGAUUGUACUGUAAACAAGAACUUUGUCUGUUCAUUAUCACAGAUCGAAGAGAACACCAAUUUCGUUCAUGCCUACGUUAAGGAGUGGCAACCUACCACUCUUACAGGUACCACGGCUCAGAAAGAAGAGCUUCCUGAUUUGUCACAUGCCCUUAUUGGACCAAUGAGUUUGCAGACUUUCAAUAUAUCCUUCACUUAAUUAAUGAUAAAUUAUUGAAAUGUGAUUUAGACUAAAAUUUUAUUUUUGAUCUUUUUAUAAAUUUUAGCUUUUAAUAUUGUAGAUAGUUGUAAAUAAUAUUGUUUAUAUCUUUUAAGUAAAUUGUAUAUUUUUAAUGUGUCAAAGAAACUAUUUAAUGGUACUUUAUGAGGUAUAAUAGUUUACGUGCAUUACUUACCUAUAGUCUGAGAUUCAUCUAAUGUAACGUUGUGAGUACAGUUUUAUUUUAUUGCUAGAAUUGUUUUUAUAUAUUUAUUAGAGACAUUCUCUACAAAUUUACUUUGAUUUUUUCUUAAUGUACUCCAUUUGUCACAAUCCAUUGUAUUGAUAUUAUAAAAAAGACAAAUACCAAAGGUGACAAAAGAUGCCUAUUUAAUUUGUAAAAAUGCAAUACGCUGUAAAAUAAUGUUUUGUGUAGUUGUAUUAUUUUUUAACGUAUUUUAGUAUGGAAAAUAAAGUUAUUUAAUUUUAA